GCAGGUACCUGUUCAUUAAUAAGUUUUCUUGCAUGAUGCCUUCGUCGUCAGAACUCAUAGAAUUAGCCUCCAUCUCCCCCAAAUCCUUCAGAAAAUAAAAGAAAGGAAGCUUUUCUCUGUGUAUCGUCAACCCGAGCAGGAGGAUCAGUGUUACCGACAUUGCUAGCCUGCUCCCGGCCCGCCCGCCAGAACCACAGGCCACACCCAGGGACACUGCCUUGACCCAUUGAAACCGCCACGGUGGACCACCUUGACCCUUGACUCCCAUCACUUUGUGUGACUAAACGGAAUAGGGAUGUGAAGCUCUCAAGCUGAGCAUCUCUGCACAGGGGGGUGAGCUGUAUGAUGCUGAGAAACAUCGGAAGAAGGAUGCAUCCCACGCGCUGUGAUCAGGGAUGAGCGGCGAUAUUCUACCCCCGUCAUCAUGCUUCUUGCCUCUACGAGGCGGUAAGGGGGUGGCCUCAGGCAAGUUGAGCCCAGGAGGCACCCGGGCGUCCGGAGAACGCGAUAUGGAAGACUGGUGUCCCAGUUCUCCCACGGGAACAUCCUUCCUGGGUGAUCUCUUCUUGUCUUGCUUUUGUCUUUUGCACCCUCACACUCGUUGCAUGUGGUGUACCACCCACAUCCCUUCCAUUCACCUCGCACACUUCUUCGUGGUGGCUAUCAUUCGCUUUCCGCCAUGAUGGGUGCGUCGGUACAGUCAUUCUUUCUUAUGCUUCUUUUUGCAGCGUCCAGUCUUUCACUUCCAUAUAUCCCAGAAUAUGAGGAAUACAACCUCAACCAGAACAAGUCGGCCAGGACACCCCUCGACUAUUGGGGAGAGUGGCCUGACCAUGAGUUCCAAUCAUCUCCAGAGAACUGGCGAAUGCCAUUCUACUCUCUUUUUCUUGACAGAUUUGUGAACGGCGACCCAUCAAACGACAAUGCCAAUGGAACUGCUUUCGAGGUCGACAUUCUUUCAACCCAGCUGCGGGCCGGCGGCGAUGUAAGCGGUCUCAUGGACACGCUUGAUUAUCUUCAGGGCAUGGGUAUCAAGGCAAUCUACAUUUGUGGCAGUCCCUUCAUCAACCAGCCAUGGUCGGCCGAUUCAUUCAGUCCAUUGGACCUGACUCUCCUCGACCAACACUUUGGAACAAUUGCGGUCUGGAGAAAGGCCAUCGACGAGAUUCACCGACGUGGCAUGUAUGUCGUCUUCGAAAAUACCAUCUCGACGAUGGGUGAUCUUCUUGGCUUCGAAGGAUACCUCAACACGACCACACCUUUCAGCUUCACCGAACACAACGCCGUAUGGAAGUCACCCCGAAGAUACUGGGAUUUUCCGCUGGGAGAGGCCCUAGUUGAUUGCGAAUAUCCACGGUUUUGGGAUGAGCAUGGAAAGCCUGUUGGAGACGAUGUGAUGUCUAAGAUGACCAAGUGUCGAACCAGUGACUUUGACCAGUAUGGUGAUGUCGAGUCUUUUGGCAAGUACCCAGAAUGGCAGAAACAGUUAUCCAAGUUUGGCUUCGUCCAGGAUCGUCUCCGAGAGUGGCGGCCAAGUGUUCUCGAUAAGAUCAAGCUGUUUUCUUGCAUGACUAUCGCAAGUCUCGACAUCGAUGGCUUUCGUAUCGACAAGGGCCUGACCAUCACACUCGACGCUCAAGCAGAUUGGUCCGAGUACAUCAGGGGAUGCGCCAAGAAAUAUGGCAAAGACAACUUUUUUAUUCCGGGCGAAAUCGUUGGUGGGAAUGCGCUAGGCGCUCUGUAUUAUGGUCGAGGUAAAGAGCCUCCCAUGUUCGCUGCGACACCCGCCGAGAGCUACAACGCAACGAACGAAACAAGCCCGUCUUCGUACAUUCGUCCCGUACAAGCGCUGGACUCUGCUUGUUUUCAUUAUUCUGCUUAUCGUGCUCUCACACGAUUUCUCGGCAUCGAUGGCGAAUACGGCGCUGAAAUGGAUACUCGGAUCAGUUGGGCAGAGGGGUGGCAAGAUAUGCUCAUGACGACGGAUUUUAUCAACGCCAACACUGGCAAGUUCGACCCCCGUCACAUGUUUGGCGUGUCCAACCAAGAUGUCUUCCGCUGGCCAUCAAUUCAAAAUGGAACGCAAAAGUACCUGGUUGGCGCCUUCAUCAUGUCUCUCUUGAUGCCUGGCAUCCCCAUUGUCAACUGGGGCGAGGAGCAGGCCUUUUAUGUGCUCGAAAACAUCGCCGGUAAUUAUCUUUACGGUCGUCAGCCCAUGACUUCAACGAAUGCAUGGGAGCUUCACGGUUGCUACAAAGUCGGAUCUGAAAAGUACUUCAAUUUUCCCCUCGACGCUGCCCUCUACGGCUGCGACGAUCCCAACGUCAGCCUCGAUCAUCGUGAUCCUUCACACCCAAUCCGAGCAGUCGUCAAGAGAUUUCUGGAACUAAGAACAGUCUACCCGGCACUUAACGAUGGCUUUGAGAUGUACCAAUUAUCGAAUCAUACCAACUGGAUCUACCUUCCCGGAUCAAACGGAACUGGCACAGAGCUGGGUCUAUGGAGCUACAUCAGAAUGCCCCAUCAACAACUGCAAAACUUUUCGUCAGUACCUCAUGGCGAGGACCCGGUGUGGCUAAUGCUAGGAAACGAGAACAGGACCAUCAGCUACAAGUUCAACUGCUCUGAUCCUCAGACAGCUUUGCUAUCAGCCUUCGGAGCAGGUGCCACGGUCAGGAACCUCCUAUAUCCCUAUGAGGAGUACACACUUGAACCUUCGACCAAGCGAAUUGAUGACAAUGAAGAUGAGUUAUUUCACGGCUGCUUGAGUGAGCUCAGCUUCCCCGCUUGGGGGUUCAAGGCCUUUGUUCCCGUCGAAAGCUGGGUCGGCCCAGCUCCUGUCAUCACCAAGUUCCUCCCAGGUCAUGACUAUCGCUUGGAGUCUGCCAAGGACGGCAAAACAUCUGUGGAGAUACAGAUACAUUUUUCACAGGAGAUGGAUUGUGAGAGUGUGUUCAACUCCAUCGAGAUUACAUCCAACACGGCCGGCGGAGCUGUUGCGUCGCUCAAUAGGGGGUCCCUGAGAUGCAAGAAGCUGAAUGUCGUUGAAAAUUCCACAAAAUACGUUGGUCAGGUCGCAUCGGUGUGGGAAUUCGCCGCCACAAUCAACUCCAUUCCCGAUGGCAUUCACCGCAUUACAGUACGGAAUGCCACCGACAAAGCGGGCACGGGUAGUACGGGAUCAACGGAUCACUUCCUGCUGCGAGUUGGGCCCCAGAGCAAUCCCAUGGUCUUCCCCAGACAUGCCAACUACUCCAGGGAGCUUGUCUACGCUAAAGGAGAGGGCAUCUUUGUUCGCCACAGAGCAGCAGGCGCCACCAAGUUCCGAUGUUCUCAAACAUGGAGCUCGAACUGGACCCCAUGGCUCGAUUACACGGGAGAAGACUACAGGCUACCAGCCAAGAAUUGGACAGGAACAAACCUGCAGGAUUGGACUGGCGAGCAUGUCGUCUGUCAGUACUACAGCAAGCUUGCUGGAAGUAGCCAUCACCAGCAAGAAGGUGACCUGGAUGCAUCCAGCCUACCCCGGCGUUUCCCCCACCUCUUCAUUAACGGUCACUUCAAUGCGUUCGGGUUCGACGCAGGCAUUCCAAACAAGAUGCUCCAGAAGGCCGACAGUGGUGUUUGGUCUGUGGAUAUCAUGGCUGAGUGGCCAACCGCUCUGCAAUUUAACGUUUGGGGCUUGAACCCGGAUGGUCUUCCGGACCAGACGUGGAUUUUCGGUGAUGUCAACUUCGACUAUGUGCUUGACAGACUGCCCCCUGGGUCCUUGAGGCAAAAUGUUGUCAACAUCACCGAGUCUCCCCCUUCCCCUUUUGUGGGAUGGCGGUUUGAAGUGGACGAUGCCACCAUGAGAUACAGCAAGUUUCCAGCAGGCAGCAGGGUACGGCAGAUUACAAUCUUCUCGCUCAUGUGGGUGUUGCCGUUGCUUACGGGAUGGCUCGUCGUCUUCACAUUCACCGGGUCGUUUUACAAAGUCAAGCACAAUGUUUCGGGCGCUGUCACGAAGCAUGGUAAACUGUCUGAGAAGCUCCGGCAAGUUUUCGAAAUGAAGGAAAAGCCAUUGCCUCGACCGAGUCGACCCUCGUCUGAUGCAUCCUCUGUCGGUGAUCCAACACGGCCCGGGACAUCACACACAACCGGCAGAGGGUUGAAUGGCCAAGGCCUUCAUAUGGACAUUGGGGCUCCUCGCAAGAAGGCCCUCAUUGCCACAAUGGAGUACGACAUCGAAGACUGGAAGAUCAAGAUCAAGAUCGGUGGUCUUGGUGUGAUGGCACAACUGAUGGGCAAAGCUCUUGGCCAUCUAGAUAUCAUCUGGGUCGUCCCGUGUGUUGGGGGUCUUGAGAACGCAUAUCCUAAUGGGUACCCAGUUGAUCAACGUGCCGAGCCUAUGGAGAUCACGAUUCUCGGCUCUCAGUACAAUGUCGAUGUUCAAUACCACACGCUCCGGAAUAUCACCUACGUUCUGCUCGAUGCACCAGUUUUCCGCCUUCAAACACCCGCCAAUCCGUACCCGGAAAGAAUGGAUGAUCUUGACAGCGCCAUUUACUACUCGGCUUGGAACCAGUGUAUUGCCGAGGCCUUGAAGCGCUUCAACCCAGACAUUUACCACAUCAACGACUUCCACGGCGCCCUUGCCCCAUUGUACCUACUCCCUCGUGUUAUUCCAUGCUGCCUUUCUCUUCACAACGCCGAAUUUCAGGGAAUGUGGAGCCUUGGAACGAAAGAAGAAAAGGAGGAGGUUUGCAAGGUUUUCAACUUGGACCAGAAGGUUGUGGAACGAUUUGUGCAAUUUGGCGAGGUCUUCAACUUACUGCAUGCGGGAGCUAGUUAUCUGCGGGAGUUCCAACACGGCUUCGGAGCGGUGGGAGUCUCCAAGAAGUAUGGCAAGAGAAGUUUUGCACGAUAUCCAAUUUUCUGGGGCCUCUCAAAGAUUGGAAGCCUUCCAAAUCCAGAUCCUUCGGACACAGCUGAGUGGUCGCCGGAGCUUGAGGCAGCUUCCCAGGCUGAGAAGGUUCACGUUGAUGGCGAGUUUGAAGCUAAGCGUGCUGGGCUCCGUCGGCAGGCCCAGGAAUGGGCUGGCCUGAAGCAAGAUGCAGAUGCUGAAUUGUUUGUCUUUGUUGGUCGAUGGUCUAUGCAGAAGGGGGUGGAUAUUAUUGCAGACGUGUUCCCGUCUGUGUUGGAGCACAAUCCAAAGGUGCAGUUGAUUGCUAUCGGGCCAGUUAUCGACCUCUAUGGCAAAUUGGCUGCUAUCAAAUUGGCAAGACUUAUGGAGCAGUAUCCUGAUCGGGUUUUCUCCAAGCCAGAGUUUACGCAGCUGCCUCCAUAUAUCUUCAGUGGUGCUGAGUUUGCGCUUAUUCCAUCUCGCGACGAGCCGUUUGGCUUGGUGGCAGUGGAAUUUGGGAGGAAAGGAGCGUUGGGGGUGGGAGCUCGAGUUGGUGGCCUCGGGAACAUGCCCGGGUGGUAUUACACUGUCGAAUCAACAUCGGCCAAGCAUCUCAUCAGUCAGUUCAAAGAUGCCAUCGAGGGCGCCCUCGCCUCAGAUACCGAGACUCGUGCGAAGAUGAGAGCUGUCUCAGCCAAACAGCGCUUCCCAGUCGCGCGAUGGGUAGAAGAGAUCAGCGAGCUUCACAGCACAUCAAUCCAAAAGUCUCAGAAGCACAGGGACAAGCCAGACCACCUCCGACUUGUUGGACUCUCCAAGACAAAUCUCUCACGUUCUGCUUCACCCACACCGACAGAACUACAGUCUGGCCGACCCAUCACUCCUACCUCGUUUCUUACGCCUGGCUACAACGGUCUGCCAUCAGGUGGAAGAAGUCCGAUGUCUGAUGCAGCAGGAUGGCCACUUAUGCCUCCUCUGCCAUCUCCAAAUACCAAGAGGUACUCAGAUGUCUCUAUUCGUUCUGUCACCAAAGGGCGCAAGGAUUUUGCACUGCAAAAGGUUGACCCGUUCUUCACGGACACUGAUGGCGAAUACACUGUCGAGUUCCAGAAGAUGUUGGCGAAUCUUGAUGCCAAAUCUUCAGAGACCGAUCUCUGCAUUGAGCAAUAUCUGGUCCGGUCUGAAAAGCAAUGGUUCCAAGACUACAAGAGCAUCAAAUUCGGAUUAUCUUCGUCUCGAAACACAUCCAAGGUCACUCUUGUGGAACCACCUUCGCCAGGUCGUGUUCACCCUCGCUUUUUGGAUGUUCCAUCCCGCCCAGCAAGCCCCUACACACCCAGUAUUGCGUCUUCGGUCUACUCAGCCGAGGAUGGAGACGAAUUGCAUGCCACUCAUGGGCAGUAUGUUUCCACUUUUGAGACGGAAGAUGUGCCUCCCGUGGCGCAUGCAACUGCUAUGCAGAAGUUCAUGCUUCGAAAGGUGUUUGACUGGCCUAUUUACACUCUCAUUUUGGCGCUUGGACAAAUCCUAGCUGCCAACUCGUACCAGAUUUCCCUGCUCAAUGGCGAACAGGGUCAGACAGCGGGAACGCUUUACACUAUUGCCUCGAUUUACGCCGCAACGUCCAUUUGCUGGUGGGUCGGUUCCCGCAAUCUCAAAUCUGUCUGGGUCUUGUCUACACCUUUUGCCAUCUACGGUCUUGCCUUUCUCUUUGCUGGCUGCGCGCCGUUUGCGCAGUCAUUCUAUGCGCGAGGCUGGGUCCAGAACACAGCCUCUGGGCUGUAUGCAGCAGCAUCUUCCAGCGGAUCAAUGUUCUUUGCUCUCAACUUUGGCGACGAGGGCGGUGCGCCAGUGAGGACAUGGGUCAUCCGUGCCUGCGCUGUGCAGGGUGUACAGCAGAUUUACAUCAGCGGUCUCUGGUACUGGGGAUCUCUUCUCAGUUCUUACGACAGCAACGGUAUCCCCAUGGCGCGGGCAUCCAACACGAUUGUGUCGGCCGUCUGUCUCCCUGUUGCGGUGCUGAUGAUGGCAUUAGCGGUUGUCACCCACCUCGGCUUGCCUGAUUACUACCGACAAACUCCGGGGUCCAUCCCAUCAUUUUUCAAGUCUGUUUUCCGACGCAAGCUAAUUAUCUGCUUCCUCGUUUCCGUCAUAAUCCAAAACUACUGGCUCUCCUCCAACUACGGCCGCAGCUGGCGCUUCCUCUGGACGACGGCCCACGCCCAACCCUGGCAGAUCCUGCUGCUCAUCAUCCUCUUCUUUGGCCUAAUCUGGAUCGCGCUCUUCUGGCAACUCGCCCACCUGUCGCGCGAGCACAGCUGGCUCUUCCCCGUGCUCGCCAUCGGCCUCGGCGCACCACGUUGGGCGCAAAUCUUUUGGGGUGUCUCCGGGGUUGGCACCUCCCUCCCCUGGGCAUCAGACGUGGGCGGGGCUCUGCUGUCGAGAUCGUUAUGGCUUUGGCUCGGGGUCUUGGAUGCGUUGCAAGGCACGGGGGUGGGCAUGAUGCUUUUGCAGACCACGACGAGGUUUCACAACAAUUUUGCGCUGGUGGCGGCGCAGGUGCUGGGGAGUAUGGCUACGGCGGUGGGGAGGGCGACGGCGCCGAACGCGGUUGGGCCGGGGCCGGUGUUUCCCAAUUUGGCCUUGAGUCUGGAUGGGUUGGGGAAUGGGUGGUUUUGGGUUUGUUUGUUGAUGCAGGGGGGGAUAUGUGUGGCUUUUGGAACGUUUUUUAGGAAGGAGCAGUUGAGUAAACCUUAAGUGAGGGGGAAUGAAGUUGAUGCUCGAACACAACUUGGAUAAUGGUUUGCAGAUGAUAGAUGGGGUUGUACACUUUUUUUCCUUUUUCUUUUUUCUGUUUCUGAUCCUAAAUUUAGAUACCUUGGGGUUCUGUAUAGAUAGGUAGCAGUACAUGAGUUAAAAGCAUGUCUUCUUGUUGUUUUUGCUCUCGGAAGAUAGUACCCCUGAAAGCAACCGCCGAGGCGAGCCAAGAGAGGUUAACAGCGGGAGCUACGACAACAAGCUCCCUAGCGUGCCUUGGCGGUUAACUUCCAGACCUCCAGUCGAGAGCUCCAGAUGCGGUGGCGGAAAAGAUGGGAUGGUCUAGAAGGGGAUAGGAUGUCUUCUUAUCAGAUUGAGAGUAC
Molecule: messenger RNA, 8025 nt
Organism: Podospora pseudocomata
Lineage: Eukaryota; Fungi; Ascomycota; Sordariomycetes; Sordariales; Podosporaceae
Gene: ags1
Product: Cell wall alpha-1,3-glucan synthase ags1
Exons: 6
Coding region: 680-7642 (2320 amino acids)
Biological process (GO): fungal-type cell wall (1->3)-alpha-glucan biosynthetic process
Cellular component (GO): fungal-type cell wall
Molecular function (GO): alpha-1,3-glucan synthase activity
Source: RefSeq, a predicted model, not a curated record